GUGAAAGCCAGUGCAGACAGGCGGGUAGACGGACCUCGGUGGUGGUUGACUUGUGGCGCUUAGCUCUUGGGUCCAGCACUCAACAGUGUCCGCGCGGUAGUGAAAGGUGCUAUGUCGCGGUACGGAGUGAACGUUGUUUGGACCAUGACCGCGUACGCGCGAUUUUUUCUUUUAUGUGCCAUAUUUGUGAAUGUACAAUGUCAAAAAGAUAAAGAAGCCGAAGAAUUCAUCUGCCCAGAAGGCACACAGGGUAAUGGCAAUUUUGCAGACCCAGCGACAUGUAGGAGGUUUUAUCAAUGUGUAGACGGAUAUCCAUAUUUAAACAGAUGUCCCUCAGGACUUUACUUCGAUGACAUCAGCAAAUAUUGUACUUUUAAGGUUGAAGCAAGAUGUGGACCUAUUGCAACGACACCAGCUCCAAUAACGGAGGCACCAACGGAUCUGGCAACGAAAUGCGACCCGGCGGAAUGUCAGUUGCCAUAUUGUUUUUGUUCCAAAGACGGUACACUCAUUCCCGGCGGUCUUGAACCGGAGGAUACGCCACAAAUGAUAAUGUUAACAUUUGACGGUGCGGUCAAUUUGAAUAAUUACGACUUAUACAAGAAAGUUUUCAACGGAAAGUUGCGCAAUCCCAACGGCUGCCCGAUCCGAGGCACUUUCUUCUUAUCGCACGAAUACAGUAAUUAUGUCAUGGUACAAAAAUUGGCUCACGAUGGUCAUGAGAUAGCGACAGGUACGAUAUCGCAACAACAGGGCUUGCAGGACAAAGGCUACGAAGAAUGGGCGGGCGAAAUGAUCGGAAUGCGGGAAAUUCUGCGCAAGUUUGCGAACAUAUCGCGCUCGGAGAUCGUUGGCACGCGGGCGCCUUUCCUCAAGCCCGGCAGGAAUACGCAGUUCAAGGUAUUAGAAGACUUCGGCUAUAUCUACGACAGUUCUGUGGGAGUGCCGCCUUCGCCCAUCCCCGUGUGGCCUUACACCCUCGACUACAAGAUUCCACAUGAAUGCAAAUCUGGAACAUGCCCGACUAAAUCAUUCCCUGGUUUAUGGGAGGUGCCUUUUAACGCGCAUUACGUGGAGACGUAUGAGGGCGGCCAUUGUCCUUAUUUAGACCAGUGUGUGCUACAUAAUCACGACUCAGAUGAUGUAUUAGAAUGGCUCCAAGAGGACUUCAAUCGGCAUUACGAACAAAACCGAGCGCCAUACAUGAUGCCGUUCCACACAAAUUGGUUCCAAAUUAAGGAAUUAGAACGAGGCCUCCAUAAGUUCUUAAAAUGGGUGUCUGAGUUGAAGGACGUAUACUUCGUAACAGUGACACAAGCGCUCACGUGGAUGACGGAGCCGCGUUCCGUGAAAUUGCUCAGCAAUUACGAGGCAUGGAACUGCGACAAGAAAGACUUGCCUCUACCCGCGUGCAACUUGCCCAACAAGUGUGCUCUGUCCUUCAAACACCCCGACACUAACUUCACGGACACGCGCUAUAUGGAGACGUGUGUCGAGUGCCCCAACCAAUAUCCGUGGUUGGGUGACUCGGGCGGAACGGGUAUUCCAGGCAAGGACAAUUACAUACCCGAUAACCUCAAAAAAUGAUGUAAUUUAUUGUAACGAUGACUAACAGAUGACAGACAUUAGUGUUAUAAAUGACAAAACUUAUAGUUAACGAUAGCGAUAUGAGGGAUACCUACGUUUUAGAUAUUUUUAGGACUUUUGAUAAGCAUAAUUAUAGGCAAUUUUAUAUCUAAAUGUGAUUUUCUUUGGGUUAACGAUAGUAAAAAUUACAUUAAAAGUCUUUUAUAAUCCCUUUUUUUAAUCCUAAGUGUAUCUCAAUUAUUUUAAAAGGGCUUUUCCAAUAAAUCUUCAAAAUUUGCCCAAGUUUGCCACCAUUCAAUUUCAGAAUUUAUACAUCAAUUUCUUUCUUGUUUGUCUUCCCUGGUUCAUUAUUCAUACAGAGAUUGAUAGCGAUCGUCUGUCAUCUGUUGUCAUUUUUUUAAUCUAUUCAUUUUGUUCUAACAUAAUUGGUUAUUGUUACCAAUUUCGUAACAAUUUGAAUGGAUAUUGUAUAUAUAUUAUUGUGUAGCAGUGACUAGUCAUUGCACGUUAGAAUUUAAGAUUAAGUUCUCAAUAAACAAGACUCUAGGCUUACAUAGCCUCUUAUUAUAUUGCUCAAGUUUCCUUUAUUCUGUUUGACAAUAAUAGUUGCAAGUUGACAAAAUAGAUCACAUGAAUUUUUGGAUAAAAUUAAUUUACAUUUAUUACUUUAGAAAUGUAAGUUUAACAAAAUUCUAAUUCUAUUUGAUAUUUCAUCUGUAUUAAUUGAUUGUAGUUAGAUAGUUAAACUAUGCCAUUUAAAUGUUACUUUGAAAGAAUACCAUUAAGAUGAGGCCACAAUUUUUUGUAUAUCUGUGUAAUAAAAUUUAAAAAUAUAGAGCCUUACAUUUUUUAUAACUAUCCAGUAUACUUUUACAUUUUAUGUUUUUAUCUAAUUACUAUUCUUGGUGCUUUGUAUACCUUUGGUGCUAUAAAUAUGUUUCGAUUUCUCUUGUUAUCUUUUUAUACAAAAAUGAAUAAAUAUGUGGUUCGUUAUGUAAUAAAUGUAUGACAACUA
Molecule: messenger RNA, 2602 nt
Organism: Colias croceus (clouded yellow)
Lineage: Eukaryota; Metazoa; Arthropoda; Insecta; Lepidoptera; Pieridae
Gene: Cda4
Product: chitin deacetylase 1
Exons: 12
Coding region: 112-1587 (491 amino acids)
Biological process (GO): carbohydrate metabolic process
Cellular component (GO): extracellular region
Molecular function (GO): chitin binding
Source: RefSeq, a predicted model, not a curated record